CGGCAGUCAACAUCGACGCGGCCCUUUAAAUUUCAAGUCUAACAAAAUGUACUCACGGUAAAUUUCCCAAGGGAGCCACCGACAUCUUAGUCUCUUAUCCCAGACAAUUCAGCAAAUGCGCAUCAACCAGAACAUUCAUUUAUCAACAAAUAUUUCUGGAGAAAAACACAUCCCAGCUCAAAAGCUCGAUAUCAACGUUCCUGUCGGUUCGGCGCGCUCUCAACUCGCCCAUAACCUCCAAAACUCACACAAGCAAAAACGUAUGUAUUUCAAAAAGCUGCGCGCGUCUCAAGUUUACUGCGAGGACUACACCCAUCGACCAGCAGACGUCGCCACCGUCCAGAGUGAUUUUGGCUAUUUCGCAGCUGCUGGACGCUGGUGUGUGGUGUGGAACUGUGUGUGUGUGUGGCGUGUGUACGCUUGUCGUCGCGGUGUGUAGAGUGUCGACGUCGUCGUCGUGUGUCCUCGCAUCGCAUAAUCAUCAUUCAUCGUCAUCGUCAGCGUAACAAUCAGACGUUGUCGUCGUCGUCCUAUCCUGUAUCUUCCUAAAGAUCGAGACGCCAGACUGUCGGUAUAACGGUCAAAGAAACGCGUCGAGGAUAAAGAUCAGCAGGCCAUCCCGAGGAAGUCGAGGUUGAGCAAAACGGAACAUUAGCAAGGCAAAUGCUGAUUUCUCCCAAAUGACUGGGAGCAGCUCGGUGUCCAACGGCUCUCAUCGAAUUUCUUGAAAAAUCUUCCCGCGAUGGCUGACUUCGAUCUAGGCGACCUUAUCGCCGACCAGUUGGACAAGGUCCUGCAGUUCCAGGACUUGACGGGUAUAGAGAACCUCUCUGUGUGCAGGGAUGUUUUGCAACGACACAACUGGAACCUGGAGGUGGCUGUCCAGGAACAACUCAAUCUCUAUGAAGGUAGACCAUCUAUGUAUGCUCAGGACUCACGAGUACGCCCCCCUCCAGUUGUGGAUGAAACCAGUACAAGAAUCUAUUUCAGUCCUCCGGGAAGUUCCGGCGGGGGUGGAUUUUUCUCCUAUGUCUUUUCUUUAUGCUACAAUCUUGUGACCAGUAUUUUACAACUUAUUUUUGCAAUAUUUAGGAGAAAUGUCAGGCCAGUUUCUGUGGAUCCUAUUCAAGAUGUGAUGAAUUUUAUACAUGCAUAUAACGAACAGUAUGGUACAAAUCACCCUGUCUUUUAUCAAGGCUCUUACAGUCAAGCUCUUUCUGAUGCUAAACAAGAAUUAAGAUUCCUUUUGGUAUACCUACAUAAAGAUGAGACUCAAGAGGUGGAUCAAUGGUGCAGAAAUACUCUAGGAGACCCGGAAGUAGUUCGAUAUGUAAAUACUCACACGCUUUUCUGGGCGUGUAACAUAAAGUCGGGCGAGGGAUACAAAGUAGCAGAGGCACUUAAAGCCGGUACUUACCCGUUUUUGGCGGUUAUUGUAUUGAAGGAUAAUAGGAUGACUAUUGUUGGAAGAAUGGAGGGAAUACCGUCUCCGACAGAGCUGCUGGCUCGGCUGCAAACGAUAAUCGACAACAACGAAAUCAACCUGAUUCAGGCUCGUCAGGAGCGCGCUGAGCGCAGUGCUACGCAGUCGCUGAGGCAGCAGCAGGACCAGGCUUAUGAGGAGUCACUGCGCGCUGACCAAGAGAAAGACCGACGUCGUGAGGAAGAGCGACUUGCACGCGAAGCAGAAGAGGCUCGCGAGCGUGAGCAACUCAAUGCCAUUGAGAUGGAGAUUCAGCGCAUAAAGAUGGAAAAAGAGCGGACUGUGGAAAAAGUACCAAGCGAACCCGAGCCGACCAAUCCCGACGCUUGCCAUCUUCAAAUUAAGCUCGGCGAGAGGACCGUCAAGCGUCGCUUCCUAUUGAGCCACACUAUUCAAGACGUUUAUCAUUGGAUAUUCAGUCAACCAGAUUCACCAGCUAACUUUGAAAUAACGACCAGCUAUCCUAGAAGGAUUUUGUAUCCAAGUGUCGAAAUUCUCAGCUUGCUGAAAGCUGGGCUGACCCACAGAGAGGUCCUUCACAUCAACGACUUAGACGAUUAAAUUGAUUUUGGUUAAGAAAAGCACCACGUAUCAUUCCGCAAAGGGACGAUGCCCGUUAAGAGAGACAGAGACAUUUAUAAUGAGAUGAAAAAGAAGAAAAAACGAUGAUAAUAAUAUAUUAUAUAUUUGAUACAUUCUUAUAUUCUCGCGCAGGGUUUGAUGCGCGUAAGCCAUUCGUUUCCUGAUCGUUUGCAUGAUUAUAUCUAAAAUCUUUCCGUUGCGCCAAAUAAUGUGUUCGAUGACGGUUUUGCAUUUCUGUUUUCUUUUACCUUUCUUUCGAGCGCGCGCUCUCGACGAGAGUGGGUCAAAUCAUUUCUCUUUUAUUUUCUCACACAAUCGAUGAACUUCAAACAAGGUGUUAACUUACGAAGCUUCGGCACAACCGCGAUGACGAACCGGUCAAUGAUUUUAUAUGAUUAAAAUCGAUUUGUUGAGCAAUCUUGUUCUUAAUAUACUAGCCAGGGCUUUACCUUCUCAAUUAAAUCGCGACGCAUCAAGAGGAUGCGAAAAUAACACACGCAUAAUCUCGUCGGCUCGACAUGAAGUACGACUAACGAUGCACCGGUAUUUUUACUAUUCAAUUAAUUGCUGCACAUCACAGAGCUGUGCAAUCCAUUGCUAUUCUUAAUUUUUAUUUUUCUGCGCGAUGAGGGAGACCAUAGAGAGCGUGAUAAUUGAAUCCUGUGGUACUUCUAGUCUUGUCGUGGUUAAAUGAGUGUUUUUUUUUUUCGAUUAAUCAUAUAUUUUUAGUAGAAGAGGGAGAGAGAGAACGGGAAUAAAUUCCGCUGGAUAAAAAAAAACGAGAAGCUUGUGAAGUUUUUUUUCUUAUUUUGUUGUCCUCUUCGUGUGUAAGAGGAGACUGAGACAAAUUUUAAUUACUAUACGAGAUAAACGAAUCAUUGGAAUAUUUGUAAACUCUAACCAAGUACAACGGUACCACUAGAUGUGGAAUAAAAAUCUGUUCUUUGACUACAA
Molecule: messenger RNA, 3019 nt
Organism: Nasonia vitripennis (jewel wasp)
Lineage: Eukaryota; Metazoa; Arthropoda; Insecta; Hymenoptera; Pteromalidae
Gene: Faf2
Product: FAS-associated factor 2
Exons: 7
Coding region: 743-2044 (433 amino acids)
Cellular component (GO): endoplasmic reticulum
Molecular function (GO): ubiquitin binding
Source: RefSeq, a predicted model, not a curated record